ACAGUUUGUUGAGCCGUGGAGGAGCUGAGUUCUCCGGUGUUCGGUCAUCAUGUCCUCAGCGGAUGGCAGUAAUGGCCCAAGCCAACCUGCACCUUUCCCAGGUGUCCCUCCUGCAGCAAUGCCUCCACCAUUUAUGGGACCUCCUGGAAUGCCCCCUCAUUUCCCCCCAAUGGGGAUGCCCCCAAACAUGGCUCCCAUGCCCCCUGGAAUGAUGCCACCCAUGAUGCCCCCGAUGGGAGGGCCACCUAUGGGACAGAUGCCAGGCAUGAUGCCACCGAUGAUGCCAGGAAUGAUGAUGCCACCCCGUAUGCCAGCUGCAGCAAUGCAGCCAACAGGGCCGCCUGGUGUAAGCCCUGUAGACACUGCUGCUUCAACUACAUCUGGGACAUUGACAACCAAUCCUGCCAUCGCUGCCGCUCAGCCAGGCAUGACGGCCAGCCCGAAGGACGACCAGCCCAAGAAGAAGUCUGUGUGGACUGAACACAAGUCGGUUGAUGGGAAGACUUACUACUACAACACAGAAACCAAGCAGUCCACUUGGGAGAAGCCAGAUGACUUGAAGUCUCCAGCAGAGCAACUGUUGUCAAAGUGUCCCUGGAAAGAGUAUAAAUCGGACACAGGAAAGCCUUACUAUUAUAACUCUCAAACUAAAGAGUCACGUUGGACCAAACCCAAAGAACUGGAGGAUUUAGAAGUUAUGAUAAACAGCGAAGGAAAUGUGACAUCCGAGCCUGCUGCCAGUACCCUUGCAACAUCAACUCCCCAAUCAGACACCACCGCUGCCGUGGCAACCGCUGCUACCGUGACAACUGUAGCAGAGACAGAGGCAGUAGUUGUGCCCACUGUAGUAGAGGAGCAGACGGCCCCGGUGGUGGCAGUGGCAGCCGCAGCAGUAUCGCAGGUGACUGAGGUCAGCGUUGACACCCCUGUCAGCACCGCAGAGGCCACGCCCAUGGUUGAGACCCCAGUCAGCAAUGAUGUCCCAAAGGAGGAGGAGAGGCCAGAGCUUGUAAAGAAGGUCUACAAGUGGAACACCAAGGAGGAAGCCAAGCAGGCUUUCAAGGAGCUUCUGAAGGAAAAGGGAGUUUCAUCUACGGCAUCCUGGGAACAAGCUAUGAAAAUGAUCAUUAAUGACCCUCGCUACAGUGCUCUGCCUAAACUGAGUGAGAAGAAACAGGCAUUCAAUGCAUACAAGGUCCAGACAGAGAAAGAGGAAAAGGAAGAGGCCAGGAUUAAGUAUAAGGAGUCAAAGGAGACCUUUCAGCGCUUCCUGGAAAAUCAUGAAAAGAUGACAUCCACAACUAGAUACAAGAAAGCGGAGCAAAUGUUUGGAGAGCUGGAGGUUUGGACAACUGUUCCAGAGCGUGAUCGACUGGAGAUCUACGAGGAUGUUCUCUUUUACUUGGCCAAAAAGGAGAAGGAACAAGCAAAGCAUUUGAGGAAGCGUAACUGGGAAGCACUGAAGAACAUUCUGGACAAUAUGGCUAAUGUUACAUAUCGGACCACGUGGUCUGAAGCCCAGCAAUAUCUACUGGACAAUCCCACUUUUGCUGAGGAUGAGGAAUUGCAAAACAUGGAUAAGGAGGAUGCCCUGAUUUGCUUUGAGGAGCACAUCCGUGCCCUGGAGAAGGAGGAGGAGGAGGAGAAGCAAAAGUCCCUGCUGCGAGAGAGGCGGCGUCAACGCAAGAAUAGAGAGGCCUUCCAGAAAUUCCUGGAUGAGCUCCAUGACCAUGGACAACUACACUCCAUGUCCUCCUGGAUGGAGAUGUACCCAACCAUCAGCUCCGACAUCCGCUUCUCCAAUAUGCUUGGCCAGAUUGGCUCUACUCCACUUGAUCUUUUCAAAUUCUACGUGGAGGAUCUCAAGGCACGCUAUCAUGAUGAGAAGAGAAUCAUCAAGGACAUCCUUAAGGACAAAGGAUUCAAUGUAGAGGUCAACACAGGCUUUGAGGACUUUGGUUCUGUCAUCAGCUCUGAUAAAAGGGCAACAACUCUUGACGCUGGAAACAUCAAGCUGGCUUUUAACAGCUUACUGGAGAAAGCAGAGGCACGGGAAAGAGAGCGGGAGAAGGAGGAGGCUAGGAAGAUGAAGAGGAAGGAAGCAGCCUUCAAGAGCAUGCUAAAACAGGCUACCCCACCACUUGAGCCCAACUCCACAUGGGAGGGUGUUAGAGAGAGAUUCCUGAAGGAACCAGCAUUUGAAGACAUCACUCUAGAGUCUGAAAGAAAGAGGAUAUUCAAAGAUUUUAUUCAUGUCUUAGAGCAUGAAUGUCAACAUCAUCACUCAAAGAACAAGAAACAUUCCAAGAAGUCAAAAAAACAUCACAGGAAGCGUUCCCGCUCUCGCUCAGGAUCAGAGUCUGAGGAUGAUGACUACCACUCAAAGAAAAAGAAACGUUCACCUUCAAAGUCUCCCUCUGAGAGAUCCUCCAGUGGUGAAUCUGAGCGAAGUUCCAAGAAAUCAAAAAAGCAUAAGAAGAAGGGAAAGAAAAGGCGUCACAAAUCUGGCUCCCCAGAGUCUGAGGGAGAGAGAGAUAGGAAAGGACGGGAAAGAGGCCGCGAACGAGAGCGGGAGCGAGAGAAGGAACGGGACAGGGAAAGGGACAAGGAGAAUGACAAGUCCCGUGGAAAACCUCGAUCAGACCCAAAGCCCAAGUCCCCGAAAAGAAAAUCAGCCAAGGAGGAGGGGGGCUGGGACACUUCAGGCAGUGAGCUCAGUGAAGGAGAACUGGAGAAGAGGAGGAGGACUCUUCUGGAGCAGCUUGAUGCACCUUGAUGCUCCUCUGGUCUGUUCACACUGAAACACGUGCAUUCCUUCUGCAAAUUCGAAUAGAGUAAGGCUCGUAGCACAUAAUUCAGUCCACCAUUUUAGUCCUGCUCCAGUGACAGACCAAUUGUGCAGCUUCUGGUACCUGUUCGUAUCAGCUCGGGCUCUGUCUGUGAAAUGCCCAUCAAAACCCACACUGUACUGUAUUCAGCUGCCUUUAAUUUCUGAACAAUUUAGCUUUUACCAGGAGCUGUAUAUAUUUUGAUUGGGAGUUGUUCAUUCAAUUCAUUAAAGGCAUACAGUAUAUGGGGAUGACCUUUCCACAUCCUGCCAACCCAAGGUACAUUUUUUGUUUUGGAAUAUUUCAUUCACAAUUAGUCAGUUGUACUUCAGAAAUUGGUUUUUACUUAAAUGUAGUUUUUUUUUAAACUAAGUUCCUAUUGUUGAAGGCCUCAUUGUCUGAGAGGUGCCAGAUAUGGUCUUGUUUCAAAGUGAUUAAAGUGCUCACAAAAGCACAUUUGCAAUGUUUCUUAUGAAUGAAACCUGGCUGUAAAAGGUCUCAUUUUAAAACUAUGCUGCAGGCUUCCUCAGCAAUAAAUAGCUAACAGCAGAAACAAGUUAUUUCAAAGCUCAGGUGCUGUGUUUACAAAUCUUUCCUCUAGAGAGUAGAGUAAAGCAGAAAGUACAGGUGUGGUGGGAAGAUGCUUUCAAGACAAACUGUUGCCAGCAUAGUGUAAAUAGGUUUAUUUAAACAUAGCCAUUGAGAAAUCAGAUUCAGCUCAAAUUAAAGUACAUUGCAAACAAGUAUGUAUUGUCUAAAAUACAUUUUGGGAAAACCAUGCCAGUUAAUGUUGAGUCUAUAGGGAGUAAAACUGCUUUGAACGGUUCAGUUGUACAGUCUUAAUUAAAGGGAAAAAGAUGUACAUGCUGUAAAAAUGAAUAUUUUACAGUCAGACUAGUGAAAGCAUUACUGAAAAGCAGUGGUCUAAGUGUAAGGGUGUCACUACAUGUAAUGCUGUAUGUGCAGCUUCCCUUCAUUCCCUCGUCAGCUACUGCAGUUUGACCGGCCCUUUGAGCAGCUGCCCUUCUCUAAACUGAUUUAAAGAUGGAAACACAUUGGAAGUAACAGAACAGCUAAACCAGCAGACAUACAAGGUGCACAAAAAUUAGUUGGACACCCUGGAGCUAAAGCCCUUUUACUGUCAAAGCAGGGCAAUAAGGGCCUCGCUAUUGUGUGCCAGAUUCUGGUUCUUAACAAAAAAAAAAAAGGCAUAAAAUGGGGGGGGGGGGACUAUAAGUUAAAA
Scleropages formosus (Asian bonytongue) is the source of this 4071-nucleotide messenger RNA. RefSeq names its product PRP40 pre-mRNA processing factor 40 homolog A (gene prpf40a). Gene Ontology annotation, molecular function: RNA binding; protein binding. Gene Ontology annotation, biological process: mRNA cis splicing, via spliceosome. The record is from RefSeq and is a predicted model, not a curated record. Bases 50 to 2776 code for a protein of 908 amino acids. The transcript is spliced from 27 exons. Lineage: Eukaryota; Metazoa; Chordata; Actinopteri; Osteoglossiformes; Osteoglossidae. Gene Ontology annotation, cellular component: U2-type prespliceosome; U1 snRNP.